AUGUUUAUCUACCUAAGCAAAAAGGUCACGACUCCGCAUGAUUCCGAAUUACAAUGCGUUUCUUGGAAUCAAAAUACUGAUUUCAUCGCGGCCGGAGGUACCAAUGGAUCGUUGAGAAUCUUGAAGCUGGCCCCAGCCGAGACUUCAAAUAAGAGGCACACCGGAGCGGAUAAUGGAAUAGCUACACCAACGAAUUUGUCAGUGAAUAAAGAGUUGGAAGCACAUACGGGGACUGUCCUCUGUGUCUGCUUCAAUGAAGUUUAUCAGAAGUUGACUAGUAGCGACUCAAAUGGAUUGAUUGUUGUCUGGAGUUUGUCAAAUGACAAUUGGUACGAGGAUAUGUUGAACAAUCGGAAUCAAUCCCGGGUGGUUUCGAUGUCGUGGAAUAGCGAUGGAUCCCGGAUCGCGAUUGCAUAUCAAGAUGGAAUGGUAAUACUCGGGUCAGCUGAAGGAAAUCGUGUCUGGCACAAAGAGAUGCCUGGUCAGCUAGCUGCAUGCUGCUGGUCACCAGAUGGUUAUUUAAUCUUGCUAGGUUUCUGUGAUGGUGAAGUGCAUGCGUAUGACAGCCAAGGAAACUUUAUGCAAAAGCUACAAAUGACCGCUCUUGAAAACGUUGAAUUGGAGACGGCUCUUGUUAAAGAUUUGCGCAAAGAUAAGAUUAUUUCGUUAUGCUGGUGGGCGCCAGUGGCUAAGACUAAAUAUGUGGACAACGGAGGCUACAAACAUAAACAAACGCAAAUGUUCAAUCGGCCAAAUCAAAACGAUGCCGCACCACCAAGAAUCACUAGACAGCCAACGACCGAAAUGCUCAGUGAUCGGCAAGAUGGAAGACCACGUCUUUUGAUAGCAUACGAACAUGGAGUCAUCCAGUUGAUGAGAAAUGAAACCGAUACGCAACCUGUAAUGGUUCGGCUAUCCCAAAUUGCGAUCGCAUGCGCUGCUUGGGCACCAAACGGCGGUUUCUUUGCGGUGACAGGCCAGUUAUCUGAUGCCCCCACUGGCGAACGAAACGUCGUGCUGUUCUAUACGGCACAUGGGGAGCGAAUUCGGAUGUUAAAAGUUCAAGGCAAUGCAAUUAAUGGCUGCGCCUGGGAUUCUACCGGAUUGAGAUGUGCGUUAGCUAUUGACCGACAUAUCUAUUUCACUAAUAUACGGCCCAAUUACUUGUGGGGCUAUUGCGCGGACUCGGUCGUCUACACCUUCGAGACAGCUAUAUCUGAAUUCAGAGUCAUUUUCUAUGAUGUUCAACAAGAAGCGCAUUAUACAAAAGCGGUCAGACACCUUGAGAAUCUGUCGUGCAAUGACGAGUACUGUAUCAUCUCCAGUCGAUCGGACGAAGAACAUGGAAGCUACCUCUGUCAACUUUGUAACGGCAUGGGGACUCAAAUGGACUUCAAAUAUACGGAAGUCAAGCCCGAGUUCGUCGAGCUAAAUGCCGAAGCGGCGGUGAUCGCCACGGAAGACCUGUUUUAUAUCUGGCACUUUAACCUGCCAAAGAAGAACUCAUUCAGCUUCCUCGCCUUACAAAGGCCAAGUACCCAACAAGACACAAUUCAUCAUCUGGAUGGGUCAGUGGCGGGACCAACGCUACGGAAGAAAAAACCGACCGAGGUCAUCUGCGCAUUGGUCGUCGCGGAUACUUAUUUUCUAGCGGCCAUUGAAAGUGGAAUAGUCUAUAAAUUUUCUCUCACUGAUGGAUCCCAACUUCAUAAAUUCCCGUUGCUGACAAACAUCGAAAAGAUGUAUUUUAAUUGCACGUUCACAAAGCUGGUUGUCCUGACCCAUCAGGCUGUAAUGAGGCAGUUUGAUGUUAGCGAAGAUGGGUUGAACUCGAUUCCUGGAGCUCAACGGACUGACGUUUGGAAUGUCAAGUGGGAUCAUGAAAAAGAUGAUACCUUAGCCGUGAUGGAAAAAACGCGGCUCUUCGUCAUUCGCGGCCGAGAAACGGAGGAACCUGUGAACUCCUCAGGAUAUAUUGCUUCUUUCAAAGGACUCUCUGUCCGCACUGUAAUGGUUGACCAAUUCUUACAACGACCUGAACAUCCGGAGCGAAGGUACAUAGUCGACAUUGAAGUGAAGGCCCUCCGCGAAGCAAAAAGCAUGCUCACCCGAAUGAAGGUCUCUGAAGCCACAGCCUACAUCGAGAAAAACCCACAUCCAAGAUUAUGGGCUCUACUAGCGGAAGUGGCCCUAAAUAAAGGGGACUUGGCAACAGCCGAGCAUGCGUAUGUAAUGUUGAAAGAUUACCAAGGCCUGCAGUUUUGCAAAAAGGCACAGAAAAUUGAUGACGUGCAUGUACGGGAAGCUGAAAUCUACUACCAUUUGGGGAAGAUAGAUGAAGCGGAACGGUUGUUUUUCCAAGCUGAUCGACGCGACCUGGCCCUUGAAAUGUUCAAGACCCAACAGGACUGGUUCCGUGUCUUGAAGAUCUUGCAAACCACUACCGGUCCUGGUGAUGAUCAACUCUUAAAGAUUGUCUAUGAACGGCUUGGUGAUUAUUUUUAUGACCGGCAGAAUUGGGAAAAUGCAAUUCCUCACUACGAGCAAUCGAAGAACCUGGAGAAGCUGAAAAACUGCUACUUGCGACGGGCUGACUACAACAGUUUGCGGCAUUUGGCUACACAGUUGCAGCCAGGGAAUCCUCUCUUAAUCGAACUCUCGGAAUUGUUUGCAAGCGCAGGGCUUUGUGAAGCGGCUGUCGAAAACUUUUUGCGAUGCGAUCGGCUGAACGAAGCAUUGGAUACUUGCAUUCAAUUGAACCAAUGGGAAAAGGCCGUGACGCUGUCACGUACCCACAAUCUGAAAGAUGUGGACAGCUUGCUGGGAAAAUAUGCAGAAGCCUUGACCGGGAGCAAUGAAAGGACCUUGGCUGCUGUACAAUUAUAUCGAAGAGCUGGAAAAUAUCUACAAGCUGCAAAAGUUAUCUACGACAUAGCAGAAGAUGAGCGGAAACGUGGAGCAACUCUCCUACGUUUAAAGAAAAUCUAUGUUCUUGGUGCAUUAAUGGUUGAGGACUACCAUUGUCAGCAGCGCAUCAAAUUUGCGGAUGCUGAGAAGAAGAAGGAUAAAAAUGCCGAUGAGGCACAAAUCGCGUUAUCAGGUUUAUUAGAAGAGGAUAAUUCUGUGAGCCUCGAAGAAUCAAGGAUGAUUGACAGUGCUUGGCGCGGGGCCGAGGCUUACCAUUUCUACAUGUUGGCCCAGAAAGGUCUAUACCAGGGCAAUUUUGACGCAGCGAUGAAGUGCGCUUUUUAUUUGAUGGACUUUGAUGAUUUGCUGGAUCCUGUGGAAGUGUAUUCAGUGUUAGCAAUUACUAGCUGUGCAACUCGGCAAUUCUCGGUGGCUAGUCGGGCUUUUAUGAAGUUGGAAUCUUUGUCGGAUAUGGCCGAAGAAGAAAAGAGUGCUUAUCGGACGUUGGCUAUCAAGAUUUUUAACAAGUACCCUCCUUCCGAUACCGUACCCAACCUGGUUGGCUGCAUUAACUGCGAGCAUUCGAUCCCGGACUACUCGACGAUCUGCCCGCAAUGCGAUAUCCGGAUUCCCAUGUGUGUCGUGACGGGCCGACCACUUUUUGACUACCAGUUCUGGCUGUGCCCCAUCUGCAAGCAUCGAGCCUACGAACAGCAUAUCAGCAACCUGAAAUAUUGCCCUCUCUGCCACCAUGCCAUUGAA
This is a messenger RNA of Mesorhabditis spiculigera, 3669 nucleotides long. The record is from the annotation of a GenBank genome assembly. NCBI's taxonomy places the organism in Eukaryota, Metazoa, Nematoda, Chromadorea, Rhabditida, Rhabditidae.